Molecule: messenger RNA, 1972 nt
Organism: Bactrocera neohumeralis
Lineage: Eukaryota; Metazoa; Arthropoda; Insecta; Diptera; Tephritidae
Product: putative fatty acyl-CoA reductase CG5065
Exons: 8
Coding region: 261-1772 (503 amino acids)
Biological process (GO): long-chain fatty-acyl-CoA metabolic process
Cellular component (GO): peroxisome
Molecular function (GO): alcohol-forming very long-chain fatty acyl-CoA reductase (NADP+) activity
Source: RefSeq, a predicted model, not a curated record
CAGUGGCUGGGGCUCAGUCUACAAUCGGACGUUGCUCGGUGCGUAGCAAAGCGCAAAAAUAAACGUGAAAGCUCUCAAGUGGAAUUGUGAUCAAAGCAAACAACUUUUGAUUUCAAGUCACUCUGGGUUUGUGAAGAGUUAAAAUUUUUUAAUUAAUUUACUGCCAGCAGCAGCAAAAUCGGGUGUAACUUUUACGUUAUAAUUUCACAGCAUACAUUCAUCAGUCGAGCAAGCGCAGUGUCCGUCAAACGUUUAUCAAGAUGCCGGAAUUAACACCAGUUCAGGAGUACUAUAAUGGCAAGACCAUAUUUAUUACUGGCGCCUCUGGGUUUAUGGGCAAGGUUUUGGUCGAAAAAUUGUUGUACUCAUGCUCCGCUUUAAAGGAGAUCAUUAUCAUUGUUCGCCCAAAGCGCGGAAAGAGCCCCGAAGUGCGUUUGGAGGAGAUGUUCAAGUUGCCGAUUUUCCAACGUAUACGAGAGGAAAAGCCGGAAGUGCUAAAGAAGGUCACCAGUUUCAAUGGCGAUGUGACUUAUGAAAAUCUUGGUCUCAGUGGUGAAAACUUGAAAUAUGUCACCGAUAAUACAAAUAUCGUGUUCCACAUGGCGGCCACCCUAAAGCUGGAGGGUAAUUUAAAGGAUGCUAUUGACAUGAAUACAACAGGAACGCGUCGCGCUCUGGAUAUUUCUAAACAAAUGAAGGGUCUUGAGGCUUUCGUACAUGUGUCUACUGCUUUCUGUAACUGCGAUCAGGAGGUUAUGUACGAGAAGGUAUAUGAAUACCCACACAAACCAGAGGAUCUCAUGCGCAUGGUUGAAUGGAUGGAUCUUAAGACCUUGGAGUCCAUCACACCCGAGUUGAUGAAACCCCAUCCAAACACAUACACCUACUCAAAGCGUUUGGCUGAGAUUUUGGUGCGUGACCACUACGAGACCAUGCCGGUGAUUAUAGCGCGUCCCAGUAUCGUGUCGCCUGCCGCAUUUGAGCCGCAGAAGGGUUGGGUGGACAACUUGAAUGGACCCACUGGCCUGAUGAUUGGCGUUGGCAAAGGCGUCAUACGCUCGGUGCUUGUCGACGAGAAGAAUCGCUCCGAAAUUAUACCAGUUGAUUACGCCAUAAACGGACUCAUUGUGAUACCUUAUCAGUUCUACAAAAGUCAAAAACGACCUGCCGACGUUCCCGUCUACAACAUCACAAAUGCUGAUCAUCGCAAAACGAAAAUGGGCGAUGUGAUUACCAUGUGCAAACGCUUGGGACGCGAAUAUCCCCUCAAUGUGGGUCUCUGGUAUCCAGAUGCUGUCAUCACCACCAAUAAAAUAUAUCAUGCAUUCAAUGUGCUGAUGUUUCAUUGGUUGCCCGCCUACUUCUUGGACUUUUUGCUAUUGAUAUUCGGACAGAAGCGAUUCAUGGUGCGCGUUCAAAAUAAAAUAUCCACGGGUCUUGACGUUUUGCAAUUCUUCACCCUCCAUCCUUGGAGUUUUGCAUCAGAUAACUUUGCCAGUUUGUGGCGGAAUCUCACAACAGAGGACAGGGCAAUCUUCAAUAUGGACAUGAACUCCGAUUACAGUGAAGAGGAGUAUCUCAUCGGUUGCAUUAAGGGAGGUCGCGAGUACAUUUUGAAAGAAAAGCUUGAAGACUUACCGAAGGCCAGAUUCCACCAGAAGAUAAUGUAUGGCAUCGAUCGAUUUUUCAAAAUCCUUUUUGUAGGGCUAUUCGUAUAUUAUCUACUGAAGUGGACUGGCGUUUUGGCAUUGUUUUCGGGCAACGCACAAUGAUAAUAAAAUAUAUAUAUGUAUACUUUAGGUGUACUUAAGUGUUUCAUCUUGCCUGCCAAUUACAGAAAAAUUCCAACUACCUCAAAUAAUUGUUAUUAUUGUUACAAUUAGUCAAUGUAUAUUUCUUAUUUGUUCUUACUGAUUUGAAAUUAAAAGAAAUUAUUUGCGUUUUCUUUGAGGCGCGUGUUUUAAUAAAACUA